Molecule: messenger RNA, 1740 nt
Organism: Anthonomus grandis grandis
Lineage: Eukaryota; Metazoa; Arthropoda; Insecta; Coleoptera; Curculionidae
Gene: GluRS-m
Product: probable glutamate--tRNA ligase, mitochondrial
Exons: 8
Coding region: 166-1740 (524 amino acids)
Biological process (GO): glutamyl-tRNA aminoacylation
Molecular function (GO): zinc ion binding; glutamate-tRNA ligase activity; tRNA binding
Source: RefSeq, a predicted model, not a curated record
UUUAAAUUCAUAUGUUUUAUUUGUGGAAAACAAGACUAAGGAAAGGGGUGUUUGGGAAUAGGAUUUAUAAUUAAUUAGAAAAAUCCAACUAAUACCAUACCAUACUCCUCAAAAUCGAAAGAGGAGAACGAACAUGCACUGUUAUGAGAAUUAGAAAAUGGAACUAUGAUUUUUCCAAAAAAUUUAAGGUUUUGCCUGCUAAAUGGCACUAUAGGUAAUAAAUUAAAUAAUAGCAGUCUUCGAAGCUAUUCAGCUAAAAAUGUUAGAGUACGCUUUGCUCCCAGUCCUACAGGUUUCCUUCAUUUAGGCGGUUUAAGAACUGCCCUAUAUAAUUUCUUGUUUGCCAAAAAACACAAGGGUGUAUUUGUUUUACGAAUUGAAGACACAGAUCAAUCUAGAAGAGUUGACGGAGCCACUGAAGCCUUACAAAAAGACUUAGAAUGGGCCGGAAUAGAAAUCCAUGAGGGCCCAAUCCAAGGCGGCAGCUUCGGACCUUAUUUACAGUCAGAAAGAUUGAAUUUAUAUAGAAAUCAUCUUAAUACCCUCUUAAAAAAUAAAUCUGCUUAUCCGUGUUUCUGUACUGAUAGAAGAUUACAACUUUUAAAAAGAGAGGCAAUUAAAUCCCAGGAAGUUCCUAAAUAUGAUAAUCGAUGUAGAAAUUUGACUGAAGAAGAUGUUCAAUCAAGAAUAAGUAAAGGAGAUCCUCACUGCUACAGAUUUAAAAUAAGUGAUAAAGAAGAGUCUUUUAAUGACCUGAUAUACGGUCCUAAAAGCUACAAUAUUUCACUUAAUGAGGGUGAUCCUGUAAUCAUGAAAGGUGACGGUUAUCCGACUUACCAUUUUGCCAAUGUGGUUGACGAUCACCUUAUGAGAAUUAGCCAUGUCCUUAGAGGUGUUGAGUGGCAGAUAUCUACUACUAAACACAUUUUAAUGUAUAGGGCGUUUGGUUGGGAACCUCCUAAAUAUGGCCACUUGCCUCUUCUGAUAAAUUCUGAUGGUACCAAAUUAAGCAAAAGACAAGGGGAUAUUAAAAUUAGUAGUUAUAGAGAGAAUCAUAUAUUUCCACUAGCUUUGUUGAAUUUCAUCUUGAAUUCCGGAGGAGGAUUUGAUAAAGAUUUGGAAAGGCAUUUAAAGCCCAAAUGCUUUACCAUUGAUGAGUUGUGUCAACAGUUUGAGUUAUCAAAUAUAAACACACAUUCCGGAAAAAUGAUGCCCGCAAGGUUAUUGGAGUUUAAUAAUUUGGAAUUAAAGAGGCAGUUUGCUGAUAAAGAAUUGAGACAAAAAUUACUUAUACAGACUAAGCUACUUGCUAAAGAGUUUUUGGGAAACAGCAUUAACGAUGAUUCUGACGUACUAAGGGAUGCAUACGUCUUAAAAGUUCUUGAAUGGUCUCUGGAUCGAAUAGAAAAAUUAUCCGAUCUGUUUUCUUCAAAUUUAGCAUUUAUUUGGACUAUUCCCCAGUCAUAUAAAAUUGAAGAAAACGUCUUCGGUGCCAUACCCAGUUUAAAAAACGAACUUAAUAAACUAGAUGAUGUGAGUCGGGAUAGCCUCAACGAAAUAUUGCGUCAAAUUAGCAGCAGCCAUAAAUUGAAAUAUCCUUUAUUUAUGAAGAGUUUAAGAGCAGUACUAAGCGGAUUAAAGGAAGGCCCAAGUGUGGCUGAAAUGAUAGAGAUAUUGGGUAAAGAAAACACUAUUAAGAGGUUAGAUUUGUAUUUAAAUAAAACAAGUUUCGUAAGGUAA